AUGGCAACAGGUAGAGUUAGAAAGUCUUGCAUCAAAUGUAAUAAAGGUGCAGGUAUUACUAUUUGUGGUGGAUGCGAGGAAUGGUUUUGUACCAGGUGUUUUACAGAACAUCGACAGGAACUUGAUGAAAAGAUGGAUCAUGUCGGUCAACAACAUGAUUUCCUUCACAAACAAUUAACUGAAAAUAAUGUUACACAUCCACUCCAUUUACGCAUUAAUGAGUGGGAGAAUGCAUCAAUUAAGAAGAUUCAAGAAGUGGCAAGAAAAGCAAGAACUGAUCUAAACAGGUAUUUGAGUGAAACAAAAACUGAAUUAAGACAACCACUCGACAAAGUCAAGAAUGAAUUAGCAUUGAGUCGUGAAUUGAAUGAUUAUACCGAGCUGGAGCUAAGAGAAUGGACUGACGAGCUAAACAAACUUCGACAACUGCUUGAGAAACCAUCGACCCUUAACAUUGUUGAAGAUGAUCAAUCCCAGCCACUCAUUUGUAUUGUUCAACAGAAAAGUACGUAA
Molecule: messenger RNA, 513 nt
Organism: Rotaria sp. Silwood2
Lineage: Eukaryota; Metazoa; Rotifera; Eurotatoria; Philodinida; Philodinidae
Source: the annotation of a GenBank genome assembly